This is a messenger RNA of Debaryomyces hansenii CBS767, 1104 nucleotides long. Its product is annotated as zinc finger BED domain-containing protein. The record is from RefSeq and is a predicted model, not a curated record. Gene Ontology annotation, molecular function: DNA binding. NCBI's taxonomy places the organism in Eukaryota, Fungi, Ascomycota, Pichiomycetes, Serinales, Debaryomycetaceae. The transcript has a single exon. Bases 1 to 1104 code for a protein of 367 amino acids.
AUGAGUCUUCAACCGAAUAUCGACCAUGCUACAAUAACGAGUCGACUUCACAGUCAACACCAAAAUGCUAACACAAUAUCACAUUUAUCACAGGAAACACCAUUGCCUUUUAAGAAAUAUACAAAGAAGAGGUCAUGGGUAUGGGAUUGGUUUGAACAAGAUCCUGAUAAUAAAUACAGGGCCGUUUGUUUAUACUGCCAUCAAGAAAUAUUCCGAUUAGAUGGAGACAGAGGAUCGCCAAAGAAAUUGAUUACACAUGUAAAUUCAAAACAUGGAAUUAAUAAAGACAAUUUUGCGGGCGAAGAGUUGUUUAAAAUAAGAUUAGAGAAAUUGAAAACGUAUGUCAAUACUUUUGGACCCUUGGUUACAAAUCGAGGUGAUGCCAUUGUUUACGGAAUAAUGAAUCUGGGUAUUCAGGCUAUGACAACAGUUCCAACUAUAUCGUCAUCUGUUUCUGGUCCUAGUGCUGCAAGUGCAAGUCCUCCUCGGCACAAUAGCUACCCAUCAGACUCAAUUGGAAUGAUUGUGGGGGAGACCCGACCCCAGCUCCCAGUAAUUACAAAACCUACGAACCAAGAUAUACAGCCUCAAACUUUGUCUAAACCACCAUUAGCUGAAGCGACCAAUAUACCACGAUCCGAACCAAAGGAGCCUCCUAUGGAUAUCAAUGUAAUUGACCCUUCGCUCAGCUCAAGUUUCCAUGAGAGACAAAUAGAUUCAAACUUUAAUAACUUGUCCCAUAAAUCGAAGAAACAGGAAGAGCUUGAGAAAUACAAUAAUUUAAUCACUAAUCACAAUAGACAAGUUGAAGAGUACAACAAAGCUGCAGUUAUUGCAAAUGACAGAAAUAUGCAUCCAUGCGAAAGUCUAUCGAACGAUUCAGAACUGAGGCAAACACACGAAAACUAUAUGUUUAAGUCGCAGAGACUAUUCAUGCCAUUGGGUACUGGUCGAGAAACUAAGGAAGGAAACAGAUGUAAAUAUGCCCUUGAAGAGUUUAUUAUGAAGAAUUCUGAGUGUUUUAACAAUCUAUUAUUUAUCGAAAGUGACAGCUUCAAACAAUUUGUCAAUGCUUUACGAGACCACCCUAAUGAUUCUAUAUAG